Molecule: messenger RNA, 3184 nt
Organism: Osmia lignaria (orchard mason bee)
Lineage: Eukaryota; Metazoa; Arthropoda; Insecta; Hymenoptera; Megachilidae
Biological process (GO): endoplasmic reticulum to Golgi vesicle-mediated transport; endosomal transport
Cellular component (GO): plasma membrane; endoplasmic reticulum membrane; late endosome membrane
Source: RefSeq, a predicted model, not a curated record
GGCGAGAAGCCCAUGAGGAAGCAAAUAAGAUAUCUAAUUUAUCGAGUACAAAUUGUUAAUCAAGUGUUCAAGAGUUUUAUUAAUGUAAUAAUCCGUGGUACGUAAGAACAUACUACCUUACUUUCUAAAUUGUACAAUUUAAUAAAGUAUUUUCGUUGAUAGAAGAACCAUUUUCUCUAACUCAUUUACAUAGUAGGUUUUAUUAAAUCUCUUUGAAGGUAUUGUAUAUAUUGAUGCAUAAUUUAUAGCGACCUACACAGAUUAUAUUGGUUACACAUACUUUUACACUUUGUAUAAACGUAUACGUAUGUGUACCGCUAAACAGAGCUGCUUUAACGAGCGCAUGCAUCAGCUAUAACAGUCUAAUAUUCAUUACUAAAGUUUUAUGUAACGAACGAUUGCUCUCCGUUCUCUUUCGUACAAUUCUUUUCGGUCUCUCAAUUGCUGCUUCUCCUCCGAUUACUGGUUUCAACCGAAAUUAAAACGAACAUACACAUUCUUAAAAUAGGCGGCUUAACUUUCAACAUUUCGUAUGCAUAUGGCUAUAUGUACAUAUAUGCCUAGUACCGUUAGAACUAAAUUUAAACGUGUCCUCUCGUGUUGUAUUAUACUUUGACCACACACGUGAUGAAAUAGGCCUUAGUGGCAUGUUCGGUGUAAAAUUACCGCAGAGUCUACGCCUCACUGAAUUGAAAUCGUGUCAUUUAGAGUUCAUUCGUCCUUGUUCUUAUCCAGUUAAUGAUGUUUACACGUGUCAAAUGGUAUACGUGUGUGAAAUGGAAGUGUGUAGUGAAGGAAACACCUUUAACACAUUGACUGCUGUGGACACUUAUAAUUUCAAUAAUUGAAAAUAAUUGAAAAUAAUUGAAAAUUUACCAGUCGUAAUGUUUCAAUAUGUCUGACAACACAUGCCUAUUUUCACUGUGACAAUCAACGUAUUAAUCCGCGGUUGUUACCAUAUCAUUAUAAUCUUUAUCUACCUAUUUCUAUGGAAUGGACAUUUUCAAAAUAACGAACGAUUGAUACUCAAUAUCGCUACUCAGCUAUAAAGAUAGGAAAAUUAGUCAAUAGACGAUAUGUAAUCAGGAACAGAUUUCUUCGAUAAAGCAAGGAACUAGAGUCGUGUUACGAUAAGAUCAGUCUGUUCCCGAAGUCUAUUCUAGAUCGCAACAUCAUUCUAUUCGUUCAUGUCUCUAGCACAUGUAAAGUAGGGUCAACCUGUUGCUGUUUUGUAGUUUAUUUAAAAAACAAAUAUGUGUAACUUCCACUCAUGUUACGAAUGUAUUCAAACGUACCAUCUCGGAUGUUGUUGGAGACGAAAAUGGUACUUCAUCAUGGGUUUUGUACUUGGAGGGUCAAUUAUGUUAUUAUUGUUACGAGAAUCAACGUACAAUCCAGAUAUCUCACAAAAUUCGAUAGAACCGAAUAUUAAUAUGGACGGUGAAUUAAGAAAUGUUUACAAGGAGGUUACCAACAGAUGGUAUAACCUUACCGACGAUGAUAAAUGGUACAAUAGUAGAAUAUUCUCGAAAUCGGACUCAAAAAGUUGGAAGCGUUAUAUGACCGAAAUCCGACAGAAUUGGAUAUUGUGGAAACAUAAUUCAAAUAAACCUUAUAAUUUGGAGCAUCCAGAGAUCGAGGAUCCAUCCAUGGGUCAAGCCAGUGUUAUUCGUAAAAUUUUCCAAGAUAAGAAGAAUGGAUUCUUCGUGGAAUGUGGUGCUUAUGAUGGAGAAACACGAAGUAACACGUUGGUCCUGGAACGAUUUCUCGAUUGGACAGGUCUCCUGGUAGAAGCUGAUUCCAUCAACUUCAGUAAGAUGAUACUGAAGAACCGGAAGUCUUACCUAUCGCCUAUUUGCCUUGGUCUUCAGCCAUAUCCCACGGUGAAUACUUUCCUGAUGGCUGACAAUGUAGGACGUCUUCACGACCCAAAUGCAGACAACACAAUGCCAAAUUCAAAGGAUGUUGCGUACAGUGGUGUUCACAUCAAAGUCCAAUGUUUUCCAUUCGCUCAUUUGAUGGGAGCUCUUAACGUGACCACUGUUAAUUAUUUUAGUCUUGAUAUCGAGGGCCACGAGCUUGAGGUACUGAAAACGAUUCCGUUCGAUGAGAUAAACAUCGAGACGCUAUCGGUGGAGUACGCUCACGUUGCAUCUGGUAAAAAGAAGCUGAUCGAUUUCAUGGAAUCGAAGGGUUAUUACGUUCAUUCCUUCCUCGUUAGAUCCGAUCGUCUGGCUAACGAUAUAAUAUUCACGAAAUACAACUAUGACACGUUUAAUUCGACAUGACAUUUUGUAAAAAUCAGCACCAGUAUUGAUUUAUAAACGACUGAAAAUAAACUUAGUUAGGAACAAAUGAAAAUUCGUAUGGCAACGAAAUAAUUCAUACUAAAUGUUAUUAAUUCUCUUUUUUAAGAGUUUCAUAUUGAUCUGAUUUUGUGUUCAUUCUGUAUCCAAUGAUCUGUGAAAUAAUUACUAAGUUUUUGUACACGUAACGAAUCAAAAGAUAAUGAUCUACACUUCCUGUAUCACUGGAAUGAUUUAAUAUACAUACAUAUUAAUUAAAUUAACUUACUAUUUAUUGCCACGUUAUGAGCAAUAAAGUUUUUAGUAACUUUCCACCAUCGCGAUAAGAAAAAUAUUAAUUUACAUUAAUCGUUGAUGAAAUAAAUAAUUUAAAGCUUGUAGACUAGUCUCACCACUCGUUCAAUGUUUCUUCAGUGCAUGAAAAACGUUAUAUCUAUUCAUUGAAAAAAUACAUUUAGUUAUUGUAAUAAAUGUCCUGCAUUAUUCUAAAGCGAGGAGAGCGUUCAACACGAAACUCUUAGCAGAUACUGUGACUUUAAUAAAUAGAAAAAUCGUGUUACGUUUAUGCAAAAGCUGUAUUAAAAAAUCCUACGUGUUAUUGUACUAGUGAAACAAAUUGUAUACAUUACAUUUUCAGGAAUUGAAGUCUCUCCUCUUGCUGUCUUCUCUUAUUCUAUAUCGUUGACAUUCUCAGAAUGACUAUAAACCUCUGAUCUCUAGAAUACAGAGGAAACCUUGAUUAAUAUCAGACGAUAAAACACAGCACCCGAGUAAACUAUACUUGUUAAAAAUAAUAGGAACUCAACAUACUCGUUUAUACACUCUUACUCUUUAACAAUUGUAAAAAAAAAGAAUUCUAAUUAAAGUAAAGCUAUAAA